This is a messenger RNA of Ascochyta rabiei, 225 nucleotides long. RefSeq lists its product as uncharacterized. Bases 1 to 225 code for a protein of 74 amino acids. The transcript is spliced from 4 exons. Gene Ontology annotation, cellular component: mitochondrion. Lineage: Eukaryota; Fungi; Ascomycota; Dothideomycetes; Pleosporales; Didymellaceae. The record is from RefSeq and is a predicted model, not a curated record.
AUGGCAGGCGGACACGAAGCCCUUCACAAGGAUCCCGCGAUCAUAAAAUGGAACAACAUGACUGUGAACCGUCACAAGUACUUCCGCUGGACAAAGCGCACCGCACUUAUCAACAUCGCAUACGUCAUCGUUGUUCCCGCGACGCUGGGAUACUUUGGCUACAUGACUGAGGGCAAGUGGGACAUGCGCGGCAAGAGGAGGGGUGAUACUAUCUCUGAGUUUUAG